UUCCAGUGGGUGUGUGAGAGCUUAAAAUCCCGUGCGGUGCAUUCCUGGACUGUCAUAUUUAGUAGUCUCAAGCAAGUAGUGGGAGAGAGAACAGUUCCUCAAAAGUUUUUUUGGAGGGGAUCAGAAGCAGACUCUUCAACACCGAUCCUUAACAGAGAAAGAUGCCAGGUGAGAGGCUGACAGUCAGACGCAUAUCUGAUGUGGGGCGCUUUCCUGGUGCGGCCCCGCCCACCAGGGUGGAGUUGUCCAUUCACAAGGAAGGGGAAAAAACAACAGAGGACACGGCUUGCCGUCGCUGGUUUCGGAAAAUGUGUCCAUGCUGCUGUAAACGCCAGAAUAGCAAUACCUAUGAUGUCACGGAUAAAGUGGAACUGGUAAACCCUCCCACGCCUAUUCCAGACCUUGAUGGGCUAAAGCCAGAAAAUGGAGACUCAAAGGAAAUGGAAGUCGUGAAGUUGUCCGUGCGCUCUGUGGACUUGCUGAGCUCCAAGACGGGAACAAACAGACAGGAGCAUCACACUGACCUGUACCACACAGAAGAGCUGAUCAUCCGCAGAGGACAGACGUUCCAAAUCGAGCUAGAGCUCAACAGGCCCUUCAGCGUUGACACCGACAAGUUGCAUCUAGAUCUCAGAACAGGUCCACUACCACAGGUGUCCAAAGGGACCCAUGUUAUCAUCCCAUUGGUGGAUACCUUGGACAACAAACGGUGGGGGGCUAAGAUUGAAGAACAAAAAAACAACAAGGUUAAGUUGUCUGUCAAGUCUACAGCCAAUGCUGCCAUUGGUCUUUAUGGUCUGACGGUCACAACGAGCCCACUGAAAAAUGAAACUCCAAAUAUUUACACCUCCGGCAAGAACAUCAUCAUGCUCUUCAACCCUUGGUGUGCAGAGGACACAGUAUUCCUGGAUGAUGAAGAGGAGAGGAAGGAGUAUGUGUUGAAUGACACUGGAAGAAUUUAUUAUGGAACUGAGAAUCAAAUUGGAGCCCGCACAUGGAAUUUUGGUCAAUUUCAAGAGGGAAUCUUGGAAGCCUGUCUAUUCAUUCUGGAGAAGAGUGACAUGCCUCCAUCUGGCCGAGGGGAUCCUGUAAAUGUUGUCAGGGUCAUAUCAGCCAUGAUAAACGCCUUAGACGAUUACGGAGUUCUAAUUGGAAAAUGGUCCGGGAAUUACUCUGAUGGGGUGUCUCCAGCUGCAUGGAGCGGCAGUGUGGAGAUUCUGAGAAAAUACCACUCUUCCAAUGGAAUGCCGGUGUCAUAUGGGCAGUGUUGGGUCUUCUCUGGAGUCACAACAUCAGUUCUCCGUUGUCUCGGCAUACCUGCUCGCAGCGUGACCAACUUCCAGUCCGCUCAUGACACCGAUGUGUCCCUCACAACGGAUGUUUAUUUUGAUGAGCAUAUGGAGCCAAUUGACUACCUCAAUAGCGAUACCGUCUGGAAUUUCCACGUGUGGAAUGAUUGCUGGAUGGCCAGGCCAGACUUGCCCCACGGUCACGGGGGCUGGCAAGCUGUCGACUCCACCCCCCAGGAGACGAGCCAGGGUACCUUCCGCUGUGGCCCUGCCUCUGUCACCGCCAUCCGCUCUGGCCAAGUCUACCUCAAACAUGACACACCGUUUGUUUUUGCAGAGGUCAACAGUGACAAGAUCUACUGGCAAAGGAAUCCCGAUGGUACAUUCAGCCAGAUCCACAGUGAGAAGAAGGCCGUUGGCCACUCUAUCAGCACGAAAGCAGUUGGCUCCGACCAGCGCGCUGACAUCACUCAUUUGUACAAACAUCAAGAAGGUUCAGAGGAGGAGCGUAUCGCCGUAGAGACUGCCUGUCGCUUUGGCAGCAAGCCGGAUGUCUACUCCACGCCUAUGGCAGAGGACGUCCGUAUGGAAGUGAGGAUGGAGGGAGAGGGGCCCAGAAUGGGGGCAGACGCUCGGCUCAGCAUCGUGGUGAAGAACCUGAGCUCUGAGCCCCGUAGAACUACGCUGCACUGUCAGGUGGCCGUCAUGUACUACACCGGUGUGGUGAAGGGCACCAUCAAGAAGGAGCAGUUGCCAGUGGAGCUUUUGCCCAAUGAAGAACACACCAUCGAGUGGGUUUUGCCUUAUCAACAAUACCAGAACCAACUGGUGGAUCAGGCAGCACUGAUGCUGACAUUGUCCGGAAGAGUCAACGAGACCAAGCAAGUGUUAGCCAACCAGACGUGCUUCAGACUCCUGACACCUGAUCUCAACAUCACGCCUUUGGGAGAAGCUGUGGUGGGUAAGGAAAUGGCAGCCAAGAUCACGUUCACGAACCCGCUGCCAAGGAUGCUGAAUGGCGUGCUCUUCAGAGUGGAAGGACUCGGGCUGCAGAAAGGCCACGAAGUGUUUGUGGGUGACGUGAGCGGUCACUCCACCGUGACGCUGACAGAACACUUUAUCCCGACCCAACCCGGGCCCAGGAAACUGGUGGCCUCUCUCGACUGCAAACAGCUGACGCAAGUGCACGGAGUGGCCGACAUCCUUGUUCUGGAGCAAUGAGGGGCGGCUAGCUGCAUCGCCUCAUGUCACAUUCUUCACUGACGCCUGUAAAAUAUGAAGUCAAUAUGAAGUAUUCUGUUCAUGUAAAUGGUCAUUUGCACUUUGUGCAGCUGCAAAAAAAAACAUGAGUAGGAAAUGAUAAUAUUUUUGCUUCAAACACACCGCACAGUGUUCGUGUUAAUAAAAACACCUAGCACUUUUUUUUUGUUUAAAAAAAAAUGUUUACGAUGACGGUCAAAACCAUUUAUUCGCACUGAAAAAGCAUAACUGAACAAACGUUUUUAAUUCCCUUUUCUACUGUGUGUUUGUAACUCGCAUAAGCAUGUGAAACGUGUUCCCAGACAAAGUGAACCUCAUAAGGACACCAAGAGAGCACAGAAGGUUUGGAUGCACUGUAAUUUAAAGGCCUCAGUGGCAAUUUAUUCUGCUUUAUUUCAUAAAAGACACGCUUCUCCUGUUUGUGAAAGAAUAUUGCUGAAAAGGGAAAAAUGCAGAAGCCUCAUUCACGUCGCCUCCUGCAUUACCAUAGAGGACUAUAAUUAUUUGUUUUGAUUCUUUUACAAUAGUAUUGAUGUUCAUGUGUACACUAACGAUGACGUAAGCACACUACUGUAUCAUGUUAUCCUUGUGAAAAUGGAAAACACUGACCCCUAUGGAGAUGACGCCUUUUGCUUUUACAGUCUACUCAACCUCACCGAACUGACGAUAAAAUGUGAAGGAACCUGUUUCACUACCAUUUUACUGUUUAUUUUUUGUAUGGCCUAAGAUGAUGAUAAAACUGGACACUAAAAGGUUGAAUUGAGUUCUUUUCACUCGCCAUCGGGCAAGCCGGUAAUUGUUGUCGAGGUGAGAAGGGAUAACACAAAUGACAUGAGUGAGAAACAAGGUAACGAUAACUUCUUCCGUCAUGUCCGUCUUGAUUGCGCUCCGACGCCAGCUGGAGUGAAGGGCGUUUCCCUCCAGCCAGGUGCACCUGAACCUCGUUACCACAUCGAGCUUGCUUGGGUAUUGAAGGAUUCCGAGGAUUCCUUGUCGGGAUUGUUGACCUUGCUCCCUGGACAUCCGUCUUCAAAUCGAAGACGUGGGGGAAACCAAGAAACACAGCUGCCAUCUAGCGGUAGAGUUGAAAUCGCACAAUUUUUAGGAGCGAGCCUGGUAUAAAAUCAAAAAGUAAUUCCUUACGGGUAGAAAGGACUAAAUGAUUUUAGACUGGUACUACAUGACAAAAAAAUGCAUACAACCAAUUACGCUUUGUACAAGAUGAUGAAAUGAUUUACAAACAAAAUUGCUGAAUCUAAAUUUGGAUUAUCCGUGGAUUAUGCAUAAUUCUGUUUAAACUUUUUUUUUUCAUAAACAUUCUUCGCACGGAGGGAAAAAAAGGUUUAUUUUCAAAGUACAAAAUUCGUCCACAAGCUAAAUCUGAAUUUUACAGAGGCAAUCAUCAAAAGAAAAACGCUAAAUAUGAAUAGAUACUUUAUCUGGCCAAAACGCUAAAUAUUACAGUAAUAAUCGCCACCUGCCCUCCCCAAGUCAUAUAUGCUUAAAUCUUGCAAAUGAAAAACAACAAAUUGCCUGCCUUUUCAUUCCCGCCAAAAAUAGAGUUCAAUACUGCGGAUGCCUGAAGAGGUUAAAAAGACAUGAACUGCUCAAUAAAGAAAAUAGUUUUUAUUAAAUAAAUGAAACUUAUUAAUAUGACAUGAGGACGAAACAUCAUUCCUACUCAUGGAAGACUAUCCGAAGAUACACUGCACUUUCAGAAACCUUCGGGAACUUGGCUUUAUGCAGACAGUACGUAGUGGACAUAUACAGUUUUACUACCCACAAACUCGAUUCAGUUAACCGAGUCGCAUAGAUUUUCGACCACUCUGUUGAACUUCUCCGGUUGGUCGGCAUACACGUGGUGAGAGGCAUCAUUUAUCAGCUGCAGAGGAAAACAAAUUUCAAGAUGACUGAUAUGUAAACGGAAAUAAAGAUGAGCAUCAGGGAGCAAUACGGCUUUACCCGAUAAAUAGUUUUUGAAGCGUGAAUUACAUAAGAGCGAGAGUCAUUUCAAGCAGGGCAGCCAUUUUACGAUUUGAUAAUUCGAUAACUGCCUCGGAACUGAGACUGCUGCACUCACCAGCACUUUGGUGCGAGCGGGGCCCCGAACUUGAACCACUUUGUCCCCAGAGGAACUAUCAACCCACGACUGCGCUCCGUAAAGAAUGGUGAGCGGCAUGGAGCUGGGUAACAAAUGGAUGCGCUGCAGCAUAGGUCUCUUGGCCCAACCCAAAGACUCAGACAGGGCCCGGAAACCCACCUCGCCACUGGGAACGGAGAAGGAAAACAAAAUGGAUAUUAUGGACCGUAGAUGAUGACAUCGUGAAACUCUGUGCAAUUGUACAUUGAGGAACAAUGUCCUGUAAACUGUUUGGCUAUUUUCUCACGCAGUUGUUUACAAAGAGGUGAACGUCAGCCCAGCUCAGCUUGAGAAUGACUGAACAAUUCAGGUAAGCUCCUUUUAAUAGCCAAUGAUGGCGCCCAGUGAGCCAGUUUACCCGUGUGAUGUUGUGAACGGGUGUUUGAUGCCACCUGUCCCAUCUUUUUUUUGGUGAAAAAUCCAAGUUAAUGAUUAUUUGCUAAAAAACAAAGUUCAUCAGUCUGUGUGGUGUACUCAAAUCAUGACAUUCUGUUUUUAUUCAUGUUGAACGCAACGUCCCAACUUCACUCGUCUCGUUGUCGUGUAACUGUGCCUUGACAUACCUCGGGGGCUGCGCGUUACAGUGGUAGAUGUACUGCGUCAUGGUGUCGUCAUCAAACAAGUCUUCAAAUUUUCUUUUGAAAUCCGGACGAAAUCGGUUCACCAAACCCGGACCUGAAGAAAGGACACACUGUGAAGUAAGAGGAUGGGUUACAUCAGGGGUGUCAAGCUCAUUUUUUGUCGCGGGCCACAUUGUAGUUACGGUUUUCCCUUGGAGGGCCGUUAUGAAUUUGGGGAAACCAUAUACAUGUUUAAUCUCCUCCACAUAUUACAUACACAGCACACACCAAAUUGAUGGAUAACUAGUUUCAAAAUCGGAAGUCAAGAAUAAUGACUGUUAUUGUGGAUUACAUAUGACAAUUUUAAAUUUUUAGUUCAGACUUUAACAUGCAUCAUCGAACUUGAUAUGCUUGACUUGCUUUCACGGGCCACAUAAAAUGAUGUGGCGGGCCAGAUCUGGCCCCCAGGCCUUGACUUUGACACCUGUAGGUUACAUGCUGCAAAGAAGGCCCGUGCACAGAUAGUAGGUCUCACCCCAGGGGCCCGCGGCUCGGAUGACAGCCAGAGGAUUGAAGAGGGAGACGACGGAAACGAUGGCUUUCACCCAGCGAGGUGGAGACGGCCUCUUGACCAACUCUGUGGUCUGACCUUGGUUCUCCUGGUCUUGGAUCUGUGGUCUUUCGGGGAAACCCCAGGGAUCGACCAGGAUGAGAUGCGACACUCUGGAAGAGAGCACAAGAAUGAACACGAUUGCAUAAUCUAUUGCUGCAGUAUUU
Molecule: messenger RNA, 6026 nt
Organism: Hippocampus zosterae (dwarf seahorse)
Lineage: Eukaryota; Metazoa; Chordata; Actinopteri; Syngnathiformes; Syngnathidae
Gene: tgm1l1
Product: transglutaminase 1 like 1
Exons: 15
Coding region: 162-2510 (782 amino acids)
Biological process (GO): peptide cross-linking
Molecular function (GO): protein-glutamine gamma-glutamyltransferase activity
Source: RefSeq, a predicted model, not a curated record